CAGCGAGGCGGAGGGGAGCGCGCAAUGGAGCCUGGCACGGGCCCAGCCCUUCCGCAGGUACCUGCAGUACAGUAGGCAAAUGUUUAUCCUUGCCCUGCCAAGCCACCGGGUGAGUCCGAGUCCCGGCCCCGUGCCCAGGCUCUGCUGGGUCACUCCCUGAGCGGGGGGAGCUCGGGGACCGGCUGCCUCAGGGUGCUGCACCCGCAAAGCCAUCCGUGCCCCGACCACAGCCCCACAGGUUGUGACAAGGACCGGGACGUCUCUGAACCCGCUGCUGCCUGGGCAGGGGGUGCCAGGGCCAGGCAGGUGCUUGGGAGGGACCCUGGGAGUCCUGGCCCACAGUCCGUGCCCACGCCCGCGCUGCCCAUCCCCAAUGGUGCAAUCCCGAGCUGCUGGUUUCACCUCCCGCUCUAGUUGCACUGGGUUUUAGUGCUCCUGCAAGGCCAAGAGGCGGGUGGGUGGAAAGCUCAUCCUGGGGGCCGUCACCACCCUGAGCCUCACGCUCGUUUAAUACUUCACCCAUUAACUUGGACUAAUAAACCUCAAGUGAGCGAGAGGCUAAAAGCCGUGCCAGCCAGGCAGCACCUCCUGCGUGAGCACCGCCGCCGCAGCACCACCAUGGCAGCCGGUUUCUUCAUCAGCAAGAGCGUGGGCAUCGUGGCCAUUGUGCUGGGCCUGGGGGCUGUGGCCACCAUCAUCGCGCUCUCGGUGGUGUAUGCCCAGGAGAAGAACAAGGGGCAUAUCUCAGAUCCUGGCAAUGCUGAGACCACCACCGCCGUCGCUGAGACCACCACCACCGCCGUCGCUGAGACCACCACCACCGCCAUCCCCAAGACCACCACCACCGCCGUCCCCGCCACCACGGCUGCCUCCAGCACCACCGCCGUCCCCGACAACCCCUGGAACCGGUGGAGGCUGCCGAAGACGCUGAUGCCAGAAUCCUACGAGGUGACCCUGCAGCCCUUCCUGACGCCCGACACCAACAACAUGUACAUCUUCAAGGGCAACAGCAGCGUGGUCUUUGUCUGCAAGGAAGCCACCAACCUCAUCCUCAUCCACAGCAACAAGCUGAACUACACCAUGCAGGGGUCCUUCCUCGUCUCGUUGGAGGCAGUGGAUGGCUCCAGUGCCCCUCUCAUCUCCAAAACCUGGCUGGAGAGCUCCACCCAGUACCUGGUGGUGCAGCUGGAGGGCCAGCUGCAGAAGGACCAGCGCUACCGACUCUUCAGCAUCUUCACGGGGGAGCUGGCUGAUGACCUGGCCGGCUUCUACCGCAGCGAAUACGUGGAUGAGUUGGGCAACAUGAAGGUGGUGGCCACCACUCAGAUGCAGGCAGCAGACGCGCGGAAAGCCUUCCCCUGCUUUGAUGAGCCGGCCAUGAAAGCCACCUUCACGGUGACGCUGAUCCAUCCCUCCGACCACAAAGCCAUUUCCAACAUGCCUGUCAACAGCACCCAGCAGAUGAAUGACGACAAUAAUUGGAACAUCACCACGUUCCAGACCACCCCCAAAAUGUCCACCUACCUGCUGGCCUUCAUCGUCAGCGAGUUCGACUACGUGGAGAAUACCUCGGAGAACGUGCUGAUCCGCAUCUGGGGCCGCCCCAAGGCCAUCGCUGAGGGCCAGGGCGCCUAUGCCCUCCAGGUGACUGGCCCCAUCCUCAAGUUCUUUGAGGAAAGCUACAACAUGUCGUACCCGCUGCCCAAGUCCGACCAGGUCGGCCUCCCCGACUUCAACGCGGGCGCGAUGGAGAACUGGGGGCUGGUGACCUACCGGGAGAACUCGCUGCUCUUUGACAGCAACUACUCCUCCAUCAGCAACAAGGAGCGGGUGGUGACCGUCAUCGCCCAUGAGCUGGCCCACCAGUGGUUCGGGAACCUGGUGACGCUGCAGUGGUGGAACGACCUGUGGCUGAACGAGGGCUUCGCCUCCUACGUGGAGUACCUGGGCGCCGACUCGGCAGAGCCCUCCUGGAACAUCAAAGACCUGAUGGUGCUGAACGAGGUGUACGCGGUGAUGGCGACGGACGCCCUGGCCACCUCCCACCCGCUGACCUUCAGCGAGGAAGAGAUCAACACCCCGGCCCAGAUCAGCGAGGUCUUCGACAGCAUCGCCUACAGCAAGGGCGCGUCGGUGCUGCGGAUGCUCUCCGACUUCCUCACCGAGGACGUGUUCCGGGAGGGGCUGCAGACCUACAUCAGCACCUUUGCCUACAGCAACACCAAGUACACGGACCUCUGGCAGCAUUUGCAACAGGCUGUCGAGAAGAACAACGUCGUGCUGCCCAGCUCCAUCGGCGGCAUCAUGGACACCUGGACGCUGCAGAUGGGCUUCCCCGUGGUGACCGUCAACACCCUCGAUGGCACCAUCAGCCAGAAGCACUUCCUGCUGGACCCCAACUCCAAGGUGGACAGGCCCUCCCCCUUCAACUACAGCUGGAUCGUCCCCGUCACCUGGAUGACGAAUGAGGCCAUGGGGGACAGGUACUGGCUGACCAAAGUCUCAGACACCAACGACACAUUCAAGGUGGGCAGCGCCAGGUGGCUCCUGCUGAACCUGAACGUCAGCGGGUACUUCCGCGUCAACUACAACCAGGAGAACUGGGACCAGCUCCUCGCCCAGCUCUCCAGCAACCACCAGGUCAUCCCCGUGAUCAACCGUGCCCAGAUCAUCGAUGAUGCCUUUAACCUGGCCAGGGCCAAGUACGUCAACGUGACCUUGGCCUUGAGCACCACGCGGUUCCUGAGCCAGGAGACGGAGUACAUGCCCUGGGAGGCAGCGCUCAACAACCUCCAUUACUUCCAGCUGAUGUUUGACCGCAGUGAGGUCUUCGGGGUGAUGACGAAAUACAUACGGAAACAGGUGACGCCCCUCUUCGACCACUACAAGAACAUCACCGGCAACUGGAACGACAUCCCUGAGGACCUGAUGGACCAGUACAACGAGAUCAACGCCAUCAGCACAGCCUGCUCCUACGGCAUCGCUGAGUGCCAGGACCUGGCCACCAACUACUACAGGCAGUGGCAGCAAAACAUCAGCCAUAACCCGAUCCCCCCGAACCUGCGCUCCUCCAUCUACUGCAGCAUAGUGGCCACGGGCGGGGAGGAGGCCUGGACCUUUAUCUGGGACAAGUUCCAAGAGGCCACCGUUGUGUCCGAGGCUGACAAGCUCCGCACGGCCCUCUCCUGCAGCCGCGAACCCUGGAUCCUCAACCGGUACCUGCAGUACACCCUCGACCCCAAGAAGAUCCGGAAGCAGGAUGCCACCGCCACCAUCAACAGCAUCGCCAGCAACGUGGUGGGGCAGCCCUUGGCCUGGGACUUCAUCCGCGGCAACUGGAAGACGCUCUUCAGCCAGUAUGGGGGCGGCUCCUUCUCCUUCUCCCGGCUGAUUUUGUCAGUGACCCAGCGGUUUUCCACGGAGUUUGAGCUGCAGCAGCUGCAGCAAUUCAAGGAGGACAACCAGGACGUCGGCUUCGGGUCGGGGACGCGGGCGCUGGAGCAGGCGCUGGAGAGGACCCGCGCCAACAUCAACUGGGUGAACGAGAACCAGCAGACGGUGCUGUCCUGGUUCCAGGGUGAGAUCAUGGCUCCCCGCCGCUAACGCACGGAUGCCACGCAACGCACUCUCCGCCCGACCCAGCUGGCACAGGAUGGGCUGGCGGGGGCUGAACUGAAGCUCAUGGACCCCACUGCCCCACAGCCGUGGGGCUGGACCCUCACCCACUCCCCAGCUCUGCUCACUCCAGCCACCAGCCCCAAACGCUCCCUCCUGGUGGCCCCGGCCCAGCCUGGCCGGGUCCUGGGCUGCUCGGGAGGGGCUGCGGCCAAUGCCCACGGCGGGGCCUGGCGCCUGUAUGAUGGGCGAUAGGGUGGGGAUG
Messenger RNA from Chroicocephalus ridibundus (black-headed gull), 3880 nucleotides. RefSeq names its product alanyl aminopeptidase, membrane (gene ANPEP). The record is from RefSeq and is a predicted model, not a curated record. NCBI's taxonomy places the organism in Eukaryota, Metazoa, Chordata, Aves, Charadriiformes, Laridae. The coding region runs from base 619 to 3603 and encodes 994 amino acids. Gene Ontology annotation, molecular function: zinc ion binding; metalloaminopeptidase activity; peptide binding. The transcript has 21 exons. Gene Ontology annotation, cellular component: cytoplasm; plasma membrane. Gene Ontology annotation, biological process: proteolysis; peptide catabolic process.